Lactuca virosa is the source of this 463-nucleotide messenger RNA. NCBI's taxonomy places the organism in Eukaryota, Viridiplantae, Streptophyta, Magnoliopsida, Asterales, Asteraceae. The record is from the annotation of a GenBank genome assembly.
CGAUACCCAAAGCCUAACAUAUGUACUUUUUUCACAUGUGUAGAGAAGCAUUUUGAAGUUUGGAGUUCCAUUGUAACUAGAGAUGUCAAGCAAUCUAGAAUUCUCCAAGCUCAUCUUUUGGACUUCUCUCUCACUUACCCUUCUACUUCACAUCGGGAAUGGAGAAAGGUGUGAAAGAAAUGGUCCGAGUGUAAAGCAAACCGAAACCGGGUUCAAGAAGCCACCCACGUACACCGUUGAGGUCAAAAACACCUGCCCGACAUGCCCGGUGAUUGAUGUUCAUGUAGAAUGUGGAAACUUUUCACAAGGUCUAGUGAACCCUAUGAUUUUCAGAGUGUUGGGUCAAAACGAUUGUGUUCUAAACAAUGGUUCACCAUUGGAGCCUCUUGAAGAGAUGUCUUUUAAAUACUCUCAUACCAUGUAUGCAUUGAAGCCUUCCACUUGGUAUUAUCAAUGUGAGUAA